AUGUGGUGUCAUCACUGUUAUUUAAUGGCACGAAAAGCGCGGUCACACUGCACAUCAGCAGCGUGUUGCGGGCCAAUCGGAAGAAAAACAAGUUGAAAUUUACCGACUUUUUUAGAGUUAUACAUUCGAAUUGCAAUUGCUCGCUGCGGGCGCGUAAAAAAGUGAUGCGGAGAUGUGCGCCGACUUUGCUGGGAGCCACUGCCGCCGCUGUUCCACCCACCGACCCCCGAAAGUCGGGUCAACACGUCACCGUUCGAGCCAAUUAAAAACUUGCAUACCCGAGCCCCCGAACGGCCCUAGAUAAGGAUUACGUGUAUAUGCGCGCACGAUGGGCAUGCAGGACGACCUGGAUGGCAUCGUGAGGCAGCGACGCCGGAACCUGAGCCUCCUGCAGCUUCUGGCACUCACUAUGGCGGGACUGGUCGCCAUAGAUCCCGUCCAGGUACGAGCAAACGCCGACUCGGAGCUCCAGACGCCGCGAUCUUCUUCGAGUCGCCCUGCCCUCGCGCACUGCGUGGAUCAGGCCGAGCACCGGAUCGGUCGGAGACUCCUCUACAUAACAACACUGGACGGACGAUUAAAUGCCCUCGACAUUGCCAAGUCCGGAAAACUGCGCUGGAGCGUGCCAACUGGACCAGGGCCACUGAUCUCGUCCAGCAUCCAUCGUCUGGAGCUGACCAACAACGGGCAGUUUGUGCGCAUGAUUCCCUCGUUAAGCGGCGGCAUCUACAAGUUUGACGGCGACUCCAUCGAUCCGAUUCCGAUCACGGCAGAGCACCUGCUCAGUUCGAGUGCCAAGUUCAGCGACGAUUUGGUGAUUUCCGGGGGCAAGGAAACCCGCUCCUACGGCGUCUCCGUUCGCACAGGGCAGCUACUGUAUGAGUGCUCUCUCAACGGCUGUGUGAACUCAACGGAGGAAGAACUGGCCAUCAACGACACAAUUAGGGAGCCGGAAGAGGAGGAGGCGCAGGAGGACAGUGACCAGCUCAGAGACGAGGCUGGCUACGUGGUGGGCCACGAUCCGCUCCUCGACGACGUAAUCGUGGUGCGCCGCCAGACGCAGACGGUGCGGGCCGUGGAAUCUCGUACCGGAAUGGAGCGUUGGAACUUUAGUGUGGGCCAGCACGAAUUAGAUCUGGUUCGACCUUCCGAGUGCCAACAACAGGAGCGAGAUGAGUUGGAGCUGGCUGUCCUGGACGUAGACAUAAAGGUUGUGGUGCCAGAGGGAAUUAUAUGCGCCUUUAGCAAGAGUGACCCACAGACCAUGCUAUGGAAGUACAAAUUUGAUCACCCAAUUGUGAGUGCCUGGAACACAAACGCCGCAGACGAAUUGCGUCCUAUAGAUCUGUUUAGCUCCGCCCAGUGGUUAUGGGACCAGGACCAAGAGGACAACGACCUGCCAGAUGCACCUCACAGCGCACCGUCCAUCUACUUGGGCAUGUACGACAAGCAGCUGUACAUCCAGGAGUCGAUCCGCCUUCGUCAGGAGAUUAUGGACCAGACGAAGGUCUAUCAGCAGCUCACGGGCGACACCAGUCUGAUGCCCAAGAUCCCAUGGAAGCCGAUAGCAGCCAGCAGCAACUCCCUAGUCAUCUUCCGAAAGGAUCAAGAUGAGCCUGAGGUGAUUGGAGAGGGAGUGGGCGCACAGGGAGGAGAACUUGUGCCUUAUGAAGACCACAAUUCGGCUGUGGCAGCACAGUCCGUAUUAAAUGCCUCGGAGUUUGUGAACGGCAAUGGUUUUUACUUCUACACCACCGACGAACUGGAGGGCCCAACGGAGUGCGGCGCACAAAAUCCUGAAGACCUCUCCGCUAUAGAAGCGCCUUCUCCGCCAAACAAUGCCUCUUCUGAAGGAACGGAGGUCACUGGUAACAGCAGCAUGAACGAAGAUCUGGGCUUUAGUCUGGACGACAUCGAUGCCCCUGUGAAGGUUGUUAUACUGUCGCUGUGGUUCUGGUGGAAGGAGAUUGUAGUGAUUGCCUUCACCUCUGCUGUAAUUCUCAAUAUUUUCAUGGGACAACGAAACCAACGAGUGGAGCGCGAAUAUCUGGUUAUUGAACGUCAUGUGCCAGUACAGACGGCCAUCGAGGCCACUGAAGCAUCCACACAGGCUCUCCUGGGUCCUGUGGUGCCGUUGCAGCGUCCCGGAAACCGUUUUAGCUUCCCACCCGGUGGCAGAAACCAACGCACCAAUUCGGAGUCGACAACUCACUCAGGCGAGCACUACACCUCGCGCUUCCAGUCCGACUUCGAGCUGAUGCAGUGCCUCGGCCGCGGUGGCUUCGGAGUGGUCUUUGAGGCCAAGAAUAAGCUGGAUGAGAACCGCUACGCUAUCAAGCGCAUCACGCUGCCUAAUAAGGAGUCCUCCAGGCAGCGAGUUUUGCGGGAGGCCCGCACAUUGGCCAGUUGUGAGCACCACAAUAUCGUGCGCUACUUUCACUCAUGGACUGAAACUCCGCCAACUGGUUGGCAAGAAGAGGAGGAUCGCAAGCUGCUCGCCCACGAGCUUUCAACUUCCAUCCAGAUAGAGACGCCUGACGAGAGUACAAUGCCCUCUUUCGCGGAGCAGUUGCAGGCGAAACGCCACCAGCAGCUCUUGUCCUGGGUUUCGGAUGCAGCGAACAGCACGGAAUGCAGCCAUGACUUUCAUUUACCCGGCGAGUCAUCUCUUAGGAACAUCAAAGAGGAGUAUGACAACGAUGAAGAGGAGGAUUCGCUCAUUGAGUUCCGCAGCGAAUCGCAGUCGGCCGCUUUAAGGGCAGGAGAGGAAGACGAUGACGAUGAUGAAGACGAAGAGGAACAAGACGACAACAGGAGGCACCAUCGCAGCUCCGUUUCCAUAGACAUCCAUUCGGCCUCGUUCGACCUCAAGAACAUUAACUACUCACAGCACCAGCUGGUGUCGAACUCAUUCCAAAUCGAAUCUGUGCGCCCCAAGAGCAGUGGCAGUGAUGAGGCGGAGGACGAUAACAAAGCUCGAAGGAAGCCCCUCACCCUGGCGCUGGCCCAAAACCACAACAACAAUGGCAGCCACGCUACGCCUCCGAGUGCCACGAUUCAGAACGGAGUGGUGUCCAAGCCCAGCAAAGUGUACCUCUACAUCCAGAUGCAGCUGUGUCGGAAGGAGAGUCUGCGUGACUGGCUAAGGGACAAUCGAUCGGAGGCUAGGGCCGCCCACAUCGCUGACAUAUUCCACCAGAUCGUAGACGCCGUCGACUAUGUUCACUUGAAGGGUCUGAUUCAUCGGGACCUCAAGCCAAGCAACAUAUUCUUUUCGCAGGACGGGCAGAUUAAGAUCGGAGACUUCGGACUGGUCACCGACAUGGCGGAUAUUCCCAAUCUGGUGGCCAAGUGCGGGGAUCAGAGCGGCCUGCCCUCCUGCGCCCGCCACACGCAGCAGGUGGGAACCCACCUGUACAUGUCGCCGGAGCAGCUUCUGGGCCAGCACUACGAUUACAAGGUGGACAUCUACUCGCUGGGCCUGAUCUUCUUCGAGCUGCACGUGUACUUCUGCACCGAAAUGGAGCGAAUCAAGACGCUCCGGAGUCUUCGGGACGGGCAGUACCCCAAGGACUUCGCAGUCAAUUACCCGCAGCAGUACGUUUUGCUCCAGCAGAUGCUGUCCGCACAUCCGGAGCAGCGGCCGCAGACCAAGCAGCUGAAGAGCCAGCUGCACAACAUCCUGCAGCUGCCCCCUCACCUGUCGGACGGACGCAGCGAGCAGGCGGCUCUGGCGGAGCGGGCUAGGCGCCUGAGUCGCAGCCGAACAUUCAGCAGCUCCAGCGAGCCGCAUCAGUGAUAAGCUUGGACCGCGCCAAGCUCAGUCAUCAGUUCGCAUUUCGCUUGAAAGCCAUCCCUACCGCUACCGAUUGUCCUCUCCUGGCAGCUAUGCCUCAAUCGGUGACCUCGACCCGGGCAAGUCGAAGAUUUAUUUAUGGGCAAAACCAGAUUUAAUAAGUUUUGUAUUACGUUCACUUUUUCAACUCUUGCGUGUCGCAAACUACCAACAACAAAAUGUCCUUUUGUUUUUAAGACUUAACGUUAGGAACCAUACAUAUACAUAAAGAUGUACUCCAAAACAGUCGUUAGCCUAAGUUAAUGACCUACGAUGCUAAAUUGUUUGUCUUAGUUUGUUUCUAGCCAUGUAGUCCAACCGAUAAGAAAGUUUGUUUUUAGUCGUAGGCGAUAAGAGAUAAAAUAAAAUUGUCAAAAAUAGAAA
Messenger RNA from Drosophila ficusphila, 4219 nucleotides. RefSeq names its product eukaryotic translation initiation factor 2-alpha kinase (gene PEK). Gene Ontology annotation, biological process: protein phosphorylation. Lineage: Eukaryota; Metazoa; Arthropoda; Insecta; Diptera; Drosophilidae. Gene Ontology annotation, molecular function: protein binding; protein kinase activity; ATP binding. The record is from RefSeq and is a predicted model, not a curated record.